GGAUUUAGAUUAAGUUGUUUUAAGAAAGGCAUGUACGAUUACAUGAUGCUUGUUAGAUAUUUGAUGAAAUGGGCUUGUCAAGUUUGGUUGUUUGGAUGAUGCUUGUUAGAUAUUUAAUGAAAUGCCCAAGAGAAAUCUUGUUUGGGUAGAAGUAAUUCCAUAGUUUGUGUAUGGAAUAAGUAUUCUUUUAUUCAGUUAUUCUAUAUAGAUUGUGUAUAAGAAAUUCCAAAAAAAAAAAGAAGAAAAAUAUGUAGUCUGCUACAAGCUCACCGUAUCUAAUUGACUCUGUGUCUGGAAGUCAUAAUGAUAGUCCAGCUCUAGCCACCUUGAGGAAAAGAUGUCUAUCUAAAACAUUUUCGAGUUAGUUAUCUUGGUGUGAUUCUGCCUCAUUGCACAUCUCCAAAUGUAGCCUUAGUGCUUUGUUUGAAGUUUAUGAAUUUGAAUGAAUUAGAGAUAGAGCUCUAGUCCUUUGGCAUCUCUUCUUUUUAAUUUCAGAGAUGGCUGUUUCGGAAGUUGAUAAGAUUGGCGAACUCGAAUCAAUGGGAUUUCCAAUGGCUUGCGCAACAAAGGCACUCCAUUAUUCUGGAUUACAAUUUAUUCAUGCAAAUACAAAGAAACUACUUAAAGAGGAAGAUGGUCGCUGUCCUCGUUGGUUUGCCAUUGUUUUCCCCACCAAGAUCAAGCUAGAUGCCAACUUGUUUCUUGUUGCUUCAAAUGGAGAAAGGCCAUUGCAAGAGCUUCAAGAAAAAAAGCCAAUUGGAGUUCACUGGUGCCCAUUUAGUGGACUGACACGAUUUCCAUCAUCAUUUGAGUAAGCGUCAUUGCCCAUCUAUAUUAGUUCAUAUUCCCAUAUUAGUCCAGAUUAAAGAGGUGAUUCAUGGCACAAGGCUGACUUAAACACGUGUCAUAUUCAUAUUCCCAUAACCAUGUCUUCUCAAUUGUUUUUUUCUUUUUAACAAACAAUCACACCCCACCCCCACACAUGCACUUGUUCAUACCCAGAAGUGAAAUCAUUUCCUAUUGAAGAGUGGGUAGCAAAAUUUGAUUGUGCUAAUUGUUUUAAUUCUCUUAAUCUAAUUUUUAAGCUAAUUUUUGUAGGUUGAUUUUUAUUAUCUUUCAUUGAAUUAUAUAUAUUAUUACGUUAUCUUCCUCAUCAGAUUCAAUAUCUCUUAUAGCUCAUAUACCAUCUCCUAAAGAAAGAAAUUUCAUCUUGUAAAAAUUGUGGAAUUCUCUUCCCUAGAGGCUGAAUUACUCUGACUA
Magnolia sinica is the source of this 1260-nucleotide messenger RNA. RefSeq lists its product as uncharacterized. The record is from RefSeq and is a predicted model, not a curated record. The coding region runs from base 498 to 815 and encodes 105 amino acids. The transcript has 4 exons. NCBI's taxonomy places the organism in Eukaryota, Viridiplantae, Streptophyta, Magnoliopsida, Magnoliales, Magnoliaceae.